Hyla sarda is the source of this 3032-nucleotide messenger RNA. It is a transcript of the gene NPTX1, whose product is annotated as neuronal pentraxin 1. The transcript has 5 exons. The record is from RefSeq and is a predicted model, not a curated record. Lineage: Eukaryota; Metazoa; Chordata; Amphibia; Anura; Hylidae. Bases 115 to 1419 code for a protein of 434 amino acids. Gene Ontology annotation, cellular component: plasma membrane; neuron projection. Gene Ontology annotation, biological process: axonogenesis involved in innervation.
AGGGGCUGGCACUGCAGCAGGGGAAGCACUAGACAGUGGACAGCUCCAGGUGCUGAAUCCAGCCCAGUCUAUCCUCCAUUCAAGCCAUCAGGGUCCAGCACUGAAGACCAAGCCAUGAUCACCGGAGGCUCCUGGAGAUGCUUCCUCCUCUCCUUCUUUUUUCUCAGUGGGUCCGCACAGAAUUUUGCACAAACGAGGUUUAUAUGCACUUCAGUGCCUGUGGACAUGGAUAUGUGCACUUCGUCAAUGCAGAACAGUGGUCCCACAGAAGACCUGAAGACCACCAUACUCCAGCUGAGGGAGACGGUCAUCCAGCAGAAAGAGACUAUCAUGAAUCAGAAGGACACCAUCAGGGACUUGACAGGCAAACUGGCCAGGUGCGAGGGGCAAAGCAUCCUGGAGACCCCCCCUGGUGAAGCCAAAGUCGGAGCCCCAGGAUCCAGGAAAAAAGAGACAGGGACCAGCAAAAACACAAUGGGAGAUCUGUCCAGGACCCCCACGGCAGAGACCCUCACGCAGCUGGGGCAGACUCUGCAAAGUCUAAAGACCAGGCUGGAAAAUUUGGAGUACAGCAGAGGGAACGCCUCCACCCAGGCCAGCACCCUGAAGGACCUGCUGCAGACCAAGAUCGACGACCUGGAGAAACAAGUCCUGUCCAGGGUCAACAACCUGGAAGAGGGGAAGGUCACCCUGAAGAACGAGACCGAGCUGAGGGGCAAGAUCGAGAGCGCCCUGACCUCCCUGCAGCAGAGGAUCACCGACCUGGAGAAGGGCCAGAAGGAGAAUAAACCUGCGGAUAAGUUCCAGCUGAUCUUCCCCCUGAGGACGAAUUACAUGUACGCCAAGGUGAAGAAGAGUCUCCCGGAGAUGUACGCCUUCACCGUCUCCAUGUGGCUGAAGUCCAACGCCUCCCCGGGGGUGGGCACCCCCUUCUCUUAUGCUGUGCCCGGCCAAGCCAAUGAACUGGUGCUCAUCGAGUGGGGCAACAACCCAAUGGAGAUCCUCAUCAAUGACAAGGUGGCAAAACUGCCGUUUGUGAUUAAUGACGGUAAAUGGCAUCACAUCUGUAUCACCUGGACCACCAGGGACGGUGUCUGGGAAGCCUAUCAGGACGGAGUAUUACGGGGGAACGGAGAGAACCUGGCCCCUUAUCACCCCAUCAAACACCAGGGGGUGCUGGUGAUCGGGCAGGAACAGGACACCCUUGGGGGCGGCUUCGAUGCCACGCAGGCCUUCGUUGGGGAAUUGGCCCAUUUCAAUAUGUGGGACAGAAAACUAAGCGUAGGAGAAGUCUACAACCUGGCAACGUGCAGCAACAAAGCGCUGAGCGGUAACGUCAUCAGCUGGGCGGAGACCAACAUCGAGGUGUUCGGUGGUGCCACCAAGUGGACAUUCGAUGCAUGUCGUCAGAUCAACUGAAAGGAUUUGGCCAUCUUGGAUUUCAUUUCUUAGCUUCUCCGAGACUUCAUCAGCGUCGCCUGCACUCGCCUUCAUGGCGACUCAUAAGCCACAAGGGGUUGGGGGGGGGGGGGGUUGUCAUUUAUUUUUUUGUAUUUCGGGAAAGAAAAAAGCAAAAAAAAAAAAAAAAAAAAAAAAAAAAACCGGUUUGAACCUUCACGUAGCCAUCGAUCAUGCAUUCUAGAAUGAACCUUCAGAUAUUUGUAGGAAAAGGCACAAGGAGAUUUUGGAUUAUUUUGGUUUCUUGUUUUCGGGAGAUCCCCAGAAGGUUUUUUUCUUUUUUUACAUUGCCAACUGGGUUUAACCCCUGAAAUGCUGGAGAGGUCUGCAGCGUGCUGGGCCCUGAGUUUCUCCAGCAGGAAGGGGGUUAAUUUUGAGUGCCUUGCGCUGGUUCGGAUAUUCAGCACAUCCUGGUUUUUUGGACUCUUCUCAGUGUUUGUUAUGCGGUUUGCUCGGAGCUGCGCCGACCGUUCCUCGCUGUCAUCUUCAUCCUCUUCCUUAUUUUUGACGGCUGUCUCUGAAAAGCUUUGCGCAGUCGGGGAUUGGGGACCGACUAUCUCCAGCAGAUCCUAUGAGCAUGCAGACAAUACAGCGCCCCCGGUGGAGGAGGCUCCCGCACACUGUAGCAUUUCUUUAUGGAAUGAUUUGUUGUAAAUAUUUUAUUUCUCAGCCGCUGACGUUUCGCUUGUUCUUCUGUUCCGGCCUCAUGUUUGCAUGACUGAUGUCUUGCCCCCAUGACUGAUGUCCUGCCCCCAUGACUGAUGUCCUGUUCCCUACGACUGAUGUCCUGUCCCCUACGACUGAUGUCCUGUCCCCUACGACUGAUGUCCUGCCCUCUAUUACUGAUGUCCUGUUCCCUAUGACCGAUGUCCUGCCUCCUUUAUGACUGAUGUCCUGCCCCCAUGACUAAUGUCCUGCCCCCUAUGACUGAUGUCCUGUAUCCUAUGACCGAUGUCCUAUCCCUUUAUGACUGAUGUCCUGCCCCCUAUGACUGAUGUCCUCCUCCUAUGACUGAUGUCCUGCCCCUUAUGACUGAUGUCAUGUCCCCUACGACUGAUGUCCUGUCCCCUACGACUGAUGUCCUGCCCCCUAUGACUGAUGUCCUGCCCUCUAUGACCGAUGUCCUGCCCUCUAUGACUGAUGUCCUGUAUCCUAUGACUGAUGUCCUGCCCCAUGACUGAUGUCCUGCCCCCUUAUGAACCAUGUCCUUCCCCUUAUGACUGAUGUCCUGCCCCCAUGACUGAUGUCCUGUCCCCUACGACUGAUGUCCUGCCCCCUAUGACUGAUGUCCUGCCCUCUAUGACUGAUGUUCUGCAUCCUAUGACCGAUGUCCUGCCUUCUAUGACUGAUGUCCUAUCCCUUUAUGACUGAUGUCCUGCCCCCUAUGACUGAUGUCCUGCCUCCUAUGACUGAUGUCCUGCCCCCUUAUGACUGAUGUCAUGUCCCCUACGACCGAUGUCCUGUCCCCUACGACUGAUGUCCUGCCCCCUAUGACUGAUGUCCUGCCCUCUAUGACCAAUGUCCUGUAUCCUAUGACUGAUGUCCUGCCCCCUAUGACUGAUGUCCUGUCCCCU